Molecule: messenger RNA, 3214 nt
Organism: Klebsormidium nitens
Lineage: Eukaryota; Viridiplantae; Streptophyta; Klebsormidiophyceae; Klebsormidiales; Klebsormidiaceae
Source: the annotation of a GenBank genome assembly
CUUUCUUUCCUAAUUUCCAGCUUUUUCUUUUCGGGAUUUCUAGUGGCAAAAGGCGCCCAGGGUCGACGGGCACGGUCAAGGAGGUGACGUCAGCAGCUUGCUGACCUAAUAUUUGGAAUUAGACAUUGUGUUACUAUGUACAGGUAGAAUCGACUAGUGCCAUACCCAGUAAAACUUAAAAGUAGGUGGCGGUGUGGUGCUGGUGAACAUUGAUUCUGCAAACAUGGAGACAAUGGAUCGGGAGAGAGCAGACAGAAAGCGGCAGGCAGAACUUCCCGCACGAUUGCAGGAGUCCGUGCUCGUACGCCUGAAUGAUGGGGCUCCCAUUGCCGACAUAGCCCAAGUGGUGGUUGACAUGGCGGAUGUCAAGGCACCACUCAAAGAUGACGAGGAGUCCCGCUCAGAAGCCGCCAAGAGGGACCACAUUCUGGACAUAUUUGCCAGGACCACUCUGCUGUCACUCGUGGAACAGGCGCGCCAUGAUGGGGAACCUGUGAUGACCUGGCAGGGGGCCAAGAUCCAGCGGUUUCUUGACGUUGUUUCGGCGGUUUCGUUCCCACCUGGUGCCAGGCCUCGUGUAGACCCCGGCGUCAUGCUGGCGGUGCUGGAGGACCUCAUGGACAUGGUCACUGUGCCGGAGUGCCAACAGGUGUUCUCCAAUAUUGAGAGGGAGCGGGAUAACCUUGUCAAGGCUAAGACUAACCUGGCCCUGCUGCGCACUUUCAAGAAGCUGCUCAAGCGCCUCUCCAAGACCCAGGACACGGUGUUCAGCGGGCGCAUCCUCAUGUUCAUGGCCACCAUCUGGUCCCUCUCAGAGCGCUCAGCGUCCAACCACCUGGGUACCUUCAACACGGCCGCUGAGGUGGGCUACAGCCAGGACGCCGACAUGCCUGCUGACGGCUCGAAAGUCGACAAGGCCUUCUACCAGACCUUCUGGAGCCUGCAGGAACACUUCCGCCACCCCGCCCCGCUCGCCACCAACGCCACCCUGUCCAAGUUCCUCGACGCGCUGCAGGUGGUGUUGACCUACUUCAGCGAUAAUGCGGCGGGCGGCACUGGCCGGGGCCCAGCACAAGCGGAGUAUGACACCACGUACCUAACCAGCCCCAAGCUGCUCAGCCUGCAGCUGGGCGACCCCAACUUCCGGCGCCACUUGCUUCUGCAGGCGCUCUUUGUUCUUCAGUGGCUGCGGGCUGAGCGGCGAAACAGCAAGGUUGCGAAACCACCCCCGGACGUGGCGGCAGCAGCAGCAGAGCGCCUUGCUAGCUUGGAGGCCCACAGCAAGCAGCUGCUGCGCGGCUUGCCGCCCCAUGGCGCGCAGUUUGCAGAUUACGUAGAACAUGUCUUGGAGCGCGAGAAGAACUGGCUGCUGUGGAAGUUCACUCCGGUCCCAAUGACCAAGCCCUCCAAGCCGAACACGCCCAUUCCCCCGGGCGCACUCCAGGCGUGCCCCACCAUCGAAAAAGACCCUCUCACUAAGGAGGACGCGCUGCGUCCCCCGGGCAAGCGAAAAGCGGUGCGGCGCACGGCGCUGGGCAACGAGGUGCUGGCUCGUGUGUGGAACAGCACGCGGGGAGACCCCAUGGCCGCACUGCGAGGAGCGAAGCGAGCAUACGUGCCGCCGUUCAUGGACUACAUGCAGCGGCUGGCGGACGAGAUGGACCCGGAGAGCGGCAUCGAGGAGGAGUACAGAGUCGCCAAAUCGCCGGUGUACGAGUGGCGGGGCCUGCGGCUCAACGCCCGACACAACGUGGCUGCUUUCGGGGAUGUCGCCCGGCACGGGGGCGACCUGGCCGCGUUGCUGCCGAAGUCGAUGCGCCCUGCGGCGGUCGCCGGCAAAGAGGAGGCGUCGCAGGGGGGAAUCGAAAACGACCUGCUACAGGACGACGAGGACCCGGGAGAAGGGGCGGCGGAAGAGAGCGGGCCACGGGAUGGGGGGGAGUCUGAAGCGAAGGAGGAGGCGAAAGCAGAGGAGGCAGGUGCGGAUAAGAGCGAACGCGCAAGCGCUAAGGAGGAUGCGAAAGCUGAGGAGGCGGAUGCAAUGAAGGUUGACCGCACAAGCACUGCAGAGGAGGUUACGAAGCAAGAGGACGGAGGGGCGACCGACUCAGGGGCGGUGGCAACAGAAAAGGCCGGCGACGACACGGGCACGGCAGGGGAGGGGCGGGCGCCGGGUCCCCAGCCAAUGGAGGUGGACAGUGUUGCGGAAGAGGGGGGUCAGGAAGGUCCUCAGAAAGAAAGUGCGGAGCCGGCGGCAGAAAAGACGGAAGAAGGGCCGGCACCAGAGAGGGUACAGCCCGAAGAGGAGGGGAUGGAAGGUGCUGCCCCAAAAAGGGUCGAGGCUGAAGCGGCGCAGCUCGUGGUUGCAGAAGAGACGGGGCAGGCGGUGAAAACGGGCGAGAACACGCCGGAGACAAAGACGAGCGAAGAAACGGGCAGGUCGAAUGCUGCCGGGGAAGAAGCGAAGGGGAAGGAAAGCUUGGAGCAGUCGGAGAAAGCUGGGGUUGCGAGUGAAGCUUUGGCGCCCACGGAAUCUGUACUCGAGGUGGACAAAAAUGUUGUCCAGCAAGAGACGGAGACUAUGGCCGAGGCUUCUGGUCGCAGCAAAGAGGAUGACGUGGCCGCAGCAGAGGAGCUUGCUGGCCCCGCUACUGCUUCCACAGCGGUCACCAGGACCGACUUAGCGGAACAGGUCUCGGAAGCUGUUUUUCCAGGAAAGGCAAGCCCGACUCUUGAAAAACAAGGGCCCACCGGCCCCAAGGUGGAGAAGACAACACCCGUUGCCUCCUCAAAAGCUGAGGAACAAGCGUCAACGACACCCAAGGUUGAGGAAGAAGUGAGUGCCACGCCCCAGGAGAAAGAAUUAGCGCCCGUCAGCCAAAAGGUGGAGGAACAAGCGCCUGGUGCCCAAGCAGAGCAGGAGGGCGCCAAAGAGGAGGCAACACCGGCACCGCCGGUAGCAGAAAGGGGUGGCCGAGGUAGGGGCAGGGGCCGAGGGAAGCGGAAGCCUGAGGAAACGGUGCAAGAUUUGGCGGCGAGAAGAGUGACACGACGGAAGAAGUAACGCAGGCAACUUGACGAUCGAAGGACGCAAAAAUCAUGCUCGAGCAUUUGCGCCUUAAUCAAGUUUUUUGAAGCGACUCUGCGCAACGGAUGUCUGUCGUGGUCCAAAUGAGGCUGAUUGCGUUGAUGUGGUCAUUCCUCUUUCUCGGAG